Molecule: messenger RNA, 2142 nt
Organism: Cordyceps fumosorosea ARSEF 2679
Lineage: Eukaryota; Fungi; Ascomycota; Sordariomycetes; Hypocreales; Cordycipitaceae
Product: eukaryotic peptide chain release factor GTP-binding subunit
Exons: 3
Coding region: 1-2142 (713 amino acids)
Biological process (GO): translational termination; translation; nuclear-transcribed mRNA catabolic process, deadenylation-dependent decay
Cellular component (GO): translation release factor complex
Molecular function (GO): translation release factor activity; GTPase activity; GTP binding
Source: RefSeq, a predicted model, not a curated record
AUGUCGAACCUCAACUCCUGGGAAGAUGAUCCGUCGGCUCAGGACGAGAACCUCUCUCGCCAGGCUCAGCAGCAGCUUAACAUGAACGCGGGCAACCAACAGCAGCAGCAGGGCGGAUUCCGCCCAGCCAUCGCUUCGUUCCAGCCCGGCGCCACGAGUUUCCAACCCGGUGCUCAGAGCUUUACUCCUGGACAGCAAUACGGGGGAGGAUAUGGCCAGCAGUAUCAGCAGCAGCAGCAGUACUACCAGCAAGGAUACUACCCUCAGUACGGUCAGGGUCAGGGAGGACAGCAAUUCAACCAGUACAACCAGCAGCAGGGCUAUGGCGGCAACUUCAGCCAAGGAUACAACCAAGGACAAGGAUACCCCCAAUACGGUCAGCAGCAGGCGCAACAGGCCAAGCCUCAAGCUCCCAAAGCCCCGGCCGCUCAGGCAGCUCCUUCAGCAUCCACCGCUCCGAAGCCUGUCGCCACCAAGCAAGGCGGCGCCAAGGUUCUCAGCAUCGGUGGUGAACCCGCGGCCAAGCCCAAGGUCGCCAAGGUGCUCUCCAUCGGCGGAUCAGCUACCCCGCCCAAAUCUGAGGAGAAGGCUGAGAUCAGGACCGAUACGAAGCCGGAGCCUACCGACAAGCCCGAAGCAGGACAGAAGACGACAGCCGCCAAGGCGAUCGAGAAGACGGGCGAGAAGACGACUGCCCCCAGCGGACGUACCUCGCCCACUCCUUCGUCCGGUCGCGCCAGCCCGUCUGGGGCUGAGAAGAAGCCCCAGCGCGAGGCCGACGCUGUUGCAAAGGAACAAGCCGCCGACGUCGACGAUGAGACGCUCAAGGAAAUUUACGGCAAGGAGCACGUCAACGUCAUCUUUAUUGGCCACGUUGAUGCCGGUAAAUCUACUCUCGGUGGUUCAAUCCUCUACGCCACUGGCAUGGUGGAUGAGCGUACCAUGGACAAGUACAAGAAGGAAGCCAAGGACCUCGGUCGUGAGACUUGGUAUCUGUCAUGGGUCAUGGACCUGACCAAGGAAGAACGUUCAAAGGGCAAGACUGUCGAGGUUGGCCGCGGUUUCUUCGAGACGGAGAAGCGCAGAUACAGCAUUCUUGACGCCCCUGGCCACAAGACCUAUGUCCCCAACAUGAUUGGCGGUGCCUCCCAGGCUGAUGUUGGCAUUCUGGUCAUCUCGGCCAGAAAGGGCGAAUAUGAGACUGGUUUCGAGCGUGGUGGUCAGACUCGCGAGCACGCCAUGUUGGCCAAGACACAAGGUGUCAACAAGCUGAUUGUCGUCAUCAACAAGAUGGAUGACCCUACCGUCGAGUGGUCGCACGAGCGCUACCUGGAAUGCACAACCAAGCUUGCGCAGUUCCUCAAGGGAACAGGCUACAACCUGAAGAACGAUGUCUUUUUCAUGCCUGUCGCUGCGCAAACCAGCCAGAACAUCAAGGACCGCCUGCCCAAGGGCAAGGCUCCGUGGUACGACGGUCCAUCACUGCUCGAGUACCUCGACAGCAUGACUGCGCUGGAGCGUAAAAUCAACGCUCCCUUCAUGAUGCCCGUCAACGCCAAGUACAAGGAUCUUGGCACUAUGAUUGACGGCAAGAUUGAGGCUGGUGUUAUCAAGAAGGGCAUGAGCCUUGUCAUGAUGCCUCGCAAGCAGAACGUGGAACUCUCUGCGCUUUACGGAGAGCAGGAAGAGGAAGUUCCCGUGCUCCAGUGCGGUGACCAAGUUCGCCUGCGUCUCAAGGGCAUCGAGGAGGAGGAAAUUCUGCCCGGCUUCGUGCUGUGCUCGCCAAAGCGUCUUGUGCACUGCGUGUCCGAGUUUGAGGCGCAGAUCAGAAUCCUGGACCUCAAGAGUAUCCUGACGUCUGGGUUCAACUGCGUCCUGCACGUGCACUCGGCGAUUGAAGAGGUUACGUUUUCGGCUCUGCUUCACAAAUUGCAGAAGGGAACGAACCGCAAGAGCAAGCUCCCUCCGACGCACGCGAAGAAGGGUGACAGCAUCAUUGCUCGUAUGCAGGUGAUUGGAGGAGCUGGCGCCGUAUGCGUGGAGAGGUUUGAAGACUACGCGCAGAUGGGUCGUUUCACGCUCCGUGACCAGGGUCAAACCAUCGCCAUUGGCAAGAUUACGAAGCUGAUUCUGGAUGAGUAA